AUGACCCAAGCUCCCGCAUCGACCCCGCCCCUCGGCCGCGACGGCCGCACACUGACCUCGAACGAAAGCCCGACAACCGUUAGAGCGAUGACCUCGUCGUCGCAGUCGCCGAGGCUCUCCCCUGGCCUAUCCUAUGCAUCCGCGGUCGCUGGGUCUCCCACCCAGGCAAAAGCCAAUGGCAACCACACAGUCCCAACUGGCCCUGCGUCGCCAUCGCCUCCCGCCCCCGUAGCUACUGAAACCAAUGUCCGCGGCCGGGACGUCCGCCCUGCCACUGAGUCAGUCGACCAGCAGACAGGAUGGACUGUCGUGUCGCAUAAAAAAGGGAAGGCCAAGGCCACCGCCGGCCGUCUUGGGACCAACACACAACGUCCCAGCGUAAUACACCGCACCGUGCUCGAGGACCAGCCCAUGGAGACCGAUGAAUCGGGCAGCGCAUCCCGCAAGCGCCGCCGCGUAGAGGAAGACCUCGGUAACGAGGACUCCCCUUCUAUCCAAACGCGUAAGCAGAACGUACGCGCGCAGACGUCCACCCCCGCUGCCUCCCCUCUCCCCGCGUCCAACUCGGGCCCCUCUGAACCCUCGCUACGUACAAACAACCAUGCGCACACGAACGAACCAUCUACCUCCCAGAGCCGCGAUUCGAAUGCCGACAGCACGUCCGACCUCAACUUUACAGUCAUCCCUGAUUCGGACGUUGUCGAGGCGCUCCUGGCCCCCCCAAGCAACGAGUCUCCUCAGACCCCGCGCCGCGACUCUACGUCAGGGCGCCGUCACAGCGGACUCAGGAUGCGGGCAUCCAUCGACACCUCUGACGACGAUGACGACCUCUCCUACCUAGGCGACAUCCUCCUGCUUUUCCCGCUUCCUCCCUCCUCGCUCCCGUCCAGCACGCCGCGCACGCCCGUCUCCCGUCGGACUCAACGUCCUGCGACCCCAUUUGCGCCUCCUCGCGGUCACCACUGGUCAGAGGUCGGCAACAACAGCAUCAACGGUGAUGGCCCCACGCGGCUGUCGCUGCAAACGCCCUCGAUUCCUGAAGUUGAGAUGGACGACGCCACCAGACUCCCUGAUACUCCUGUCCCUACAUCCUCCUCUCACACUCGUCGCCGUAUCCGUCGUCUCCUCCUUCGCCGAGAGCGUCGAGAACAUCGCUCUGCCCCCGCCCCUAGCCCUUCCCCAAGCUUGAGCAGUGACGACCCUGACGACGCUCAGGCCCCCUUCGACGUCGAUGCCCUCGACCCCGACUUCAUUGUCCCUCCCUCCGGCUCCUGGCGCCAGGUGCAAGGCGACAGCACUGUCUGGAGGGGACGCGGCAUGGCCGCUGGACAACGCGAAUCCUGGAACGCCCUCGACGCCGCGGAGGCCGUCCUAGCCGUCCAGAUCCCCCUCCACGGCACUGAAGAACCCGGGGUCAGUACACGAAUAGAAAUUAUGCUAGACGUCUUCCGACGCACGUUGCUGAUCCCCGGAACGUUCAUCCUCCCAGCUUACUCGAUCGCCGGCUUUCAUGGGAUGAAUACGGAGCCGUUCUGGUACCUCGCGCGAGGAAUUCCUCUAUCAAAGAUCAUGGCUCUUGUUAAUAUUGGUUGGCUUAACUCAUCCCCUGUAACCCUCCACUUCGACUUCUGGCGCGAUACAAAUCCCCAUCUUUGUGCAUCAGGAAAAACCGUGCCUACAUAA
Messenger RNA from Rhodofomes roseus, 1683 nucleotides. RefSeq lists its product as uncharacterized. The record is from RefSeq and is a predicted model, not a curated record. Lineage: Eukaryota; Fungi; Basidiomycota; Agaricomycetes; Polyporales; Fomitopsidaceae. Bases 1 to 1683 code for a protein of 560 amino acids. The transcript is spliced from 2 exons.